AUGCCAUCGUCAACAUAUUCAACAGCAUCGAAUGAUCAAUGUGAACAUUGUCAUAGUGCAUAUACAAUAAUUAAAAAAAAAAAAAUUUGUGCAAUUUGUCGUCAAUAUUAUUGUGGAAAUUGCGCCCCACGUGAACGUUAUCUUAAUAAUUCAUAUCGUAUUUGUCUUAUUUGUCAAUUAAUAUCUAAUAAUUCUACAACAAACGAUCAAUUACUUGAAUUAAAAGUAAAACAUUUAAGGAAUUAUUUACAAGCAAAAGAUAUUUCUCAUAAUACUUGCACAGAAAAACAAGAACUUGUUGAUUUAAUAAUACGUAGUCGACAUUUACCAUUUUUACGUUUACUUGGUCAAGAAACGGAAAGUUCUUCAGUAACAAAUAAUACAAAUCAAGAACAAAAUCGUUCGACAUUAAAUCAAUCGUCAACAUCAAAUAAUUCUUCUCCAUCAACAUCAUCAAUGAAUUCAUCAAAAUCUGGACCAUUUUCAAACUUUCAACAAACAGUAUCAUCAUUUGCUAAUCAAAUGAAUAAUUUUGCUUCAAAUCUACAAGAUUAUGUUACAAAUACAGUAUCCGAUGUUAUGAAUCAUACCCUUGGUGAUGAACCACAACAGACAACAACAACUUCUAAUAAUCCUAAUCGUGGAGCAUCAUCUAAUUAUUCUUUUCCAUCACCUGGAGGUUCUACUCAUACAACAACACAAAGACCGGCGCCAACUAAUACACAACAACAACAAAGGCCUUCACCAUCUGGAUCAGCAACUGCUAGUUCGAAUUCGACUACAAGUCAACGAAUACGUCGAAAAUCGCUAAGCGAAAUAAAAAAUGAAGAAAAUAUUGAAGAUUUAAAUACUCGGGAAUUAAAAGAACUUUUAGCAGCAAAUUUUGUUGAUUUUAAAGGAUGUGUUGAAAAAAAUGAAUUAAUUGAUAAAGUUCGUCGACUUUAUCGUGAUCGACAAAAUGAAAAAAAUAAAGCAAAAGAACUUGGUGAUGUAACAGCAGGUGACAGUGAAUUGUGUAAAAUAUGUAUGGAUGCCAUUGUUGAUUGUGUCUUCUUAGAUUGCGGUCAUAUGGUGACAUGCGUCAAAUGUGGUAAAUUGCUUGCUGAAUGUCCUAUUUGUCGAUCGAACAUUGUACGUGUAGUACGCGUUUUCAAAUCAUAA
Messenger RNA from Rotaria sp. Silwood2, 1161 nucleotides. Lineage: Eukaryota; Metazoa; Rotifera; Eurotatoria; Philodinida; Philodinidae. The record is from the annotation of a GenBank genome assembly.